CCAAAUCGGCAAAGAAGACGUCUUGGGUGGCGGUGGGCGGUGCAUGGCUAUCUGCCAACCGUACGAUGUAGUCACUCUGAUGCGAUGAUUCCCCUGUUCCCCCCCACUCCACCCCCAGGCCAGGCGUUUACAAAGCCUGGCUGGGGCUGGCUCUGAUGGGUGAUGGCCACCACAGAUGAAGACAGUUCCAUAGCACGGUCUUGCAACUCUUCCUCCUCCAACUCCUCCUCCCCUUUCUCUGUCCCUCGUUCUCAGCUCCGGCGCGCGCGCAGAUCGACACACUCCAGUGCCUGGCCCAACAUGGCCGGCGGAGGCACCCGUGCGGGUGCGGAGGGCUACAACUACAAGCCGUGCGUGGCCAUGGUGACGACGCAGUGCAUCUUCGCGGCCAUGACGCUGUGGGUCAAGGCAGCGUUCGGGCGGGGCAUGAGCCCCAUGGUCUUCGUCGUCUACAGGCAGGCCGUCGCCACCCUUGUCCUUGCCCCGAUAGCCAUCAUCGCCAAUCGGGCGAGGCUGAAGGAGAUGAGAGUGGGAAUGAGAAUGAAAGCUUUCCUUUUGGUGUUUCUGGCGGCUUUGUUUGGAGCUACAGCGAAUCAGAACCUGUGCUACCAAGGGUUACACCUGGGGACGUCGUCGCUGGCCACGACCAUGACGAACCUCAUACCGGCGAUCACCUUCGUCAUGGCAGUAGCCGUUGGGCAGGAAAGAGUGAACAUCAGAGAAGUAAGUAGUACGGCUAAGAUCUUAGGCACGGCUGUCUGCGUGGGAGGAGCCAUCACCAUCGCGUUCUUCAAAGGUCCAAAGCUGCCGAUGCAAUUUCUCAGUGACCCGUCCAUGAUUCUGCAUAAGUUUAGCAGCGACAACUGGGUGAUGGGUGCGCUCUUCCUCGUCGGCAGCAGCUCCUGCUGGUCCUUGUGGCUCAUAUUGCAGGGUCCUAUCUGCCAACGGUACAUGGAUCCUCUGUGCCUGUCGGCCUGGACCUGCUUCCUGUCCACCCUGCAAUCCGCCGUGGUCGCUUUCUUCCUGCUGCCGGACCGUAGCGCGUGGAGGAUCCACUCGCUCUUCGAGCUCUCCUGCUACGCCUUCGCGGGCGUGUUUGGGUCUGGUGCGGUGUUCUACCUGCAGUCGUGGUGCAUCUCGGUGAGGGGCCCUCUCUACUCCGCCAUGUUCACCCCGCUCUGCACCGUGCUCACCACCGCGCUCUCCGCCGCCAUUCUCCACGAACAGCUGCACGUCGGAAGCUUGGUAGGGGCUGCGGCCGUCAUCGCUGGCCUUUACAUCGUCUUGUGGGGCAAAGCAGAGGACGCCAGGACGGGGAGGAUACCACCGGCUCUGAGAAGGAAAGAUUGCGCCAAGGCCGCGGCGGCGGACGUGGAGGUGGAGCCGCACCUUCACUCUCACUCUCAGCUUGAUCUUGAGAACACUCUCGCUGCACCUCUCGUGGCAGGGCAGGGAGCGUGCACAAGCACGCAACUGAUCCAUGGAACAGAGUCUCUGCGCCCCCCAACAUUUCCGUGCUCUCGCAUCUCGCUCGCUGUCGCGCGCCAUGGCCGGCGCCCCGUGGGUGGAGCGGUGCGGGCCGAGCGUGGGGAUGGUGCUGGUGCAGCUCUUCUACGCGCUGGUGGACGUGGCACUCAAGACGGCGUACGGGCUGGGCAUGCGCCCCAUCGUCUUCGUCGCCUACCGCCAGGGGAUCGCCGCCGCCACGCUCCUCCUCGCGUCGCUCGCCACCAGGGGGUGCACGCUGCGGCCCAUGGCCGUCGGCGCCCGGGGCUUCGCGCUCCUCUUCGCGGCCUCCCUAGCAACCGCGACGGGUCAAUACUUCUACUUUCAGGGCCUCCACCUGGCUUCGCCGUCCAUGGCCAGGGCCACCACCAACCUCGCCCCCGGCAUCACCUUCGCCAUCGCCGCCGUCAUCGGUUAGCCGGCCCUGCGACGAGAAAGGAACAUUCCAAGGCCUCGCCGUCGCCGUGUGUAGCAGCCCAAAUUCUUACUCCCGCCUUCUUCCGUCCGGCUCGCAGGCUAGAGAAAGUGGAUAUCAGAAGCUUGAGGAGCGUGGCCAAGAUCGCCGGCACCGCCAUCUGCCUCGCCGGAGCAGCAUUCAUGGCGUUCUUCAAGGGCCCAGGGCUCCUCGGCGCGGCUCUUCUCUCGGCGACCAGCGACAGCGACAAAGACUGGGUCAAAGGAGGCAUCUACCUCGUGGGAAAUGCUAUCUGCGUCUCCAUCUGGUACAUCUUGCAGGUGCCGGUCUGCAAAUCAUACCUUGAUCCUCUGUCUCUAGCCACCUGGAUGUGCUUCUUAGCGACCUUGCAAUGCGCGGCCAUGGCGCUCUUCCUGGAGCCCAAUUACCUGGAGAUUUGGAAGCUUACCUCGUUCUGGGAGUUCCCCUGCAUCUUGUAUGGAGGUGUGUUUGCGUCUGGCGCCAACUUUUUCCUCCAAUCAUGGUGCAUAGCCGUGAAAGGACCCCUCUACAGCGCCAUCUUUACGCCGCUGAGUGCCGUGAUCACAGCAAUAUUAUCCACGCUCUUCAUGCAUGAACAACUCCAUGUUGGAAGCGUCUUAGGUGCAGUUACCAUCAUCGUUGGGCUGUACGUCGUGCUGUGGGGUAAAGCGGAUGACACGAAGGGCGGAGAUCUCCAACCCAGUGAUUCCAAGCAGACGGUAGAUGCGGAUUGCAUCCAGACUCGAAUCGAUCUUUCAGAACCAUUGCUACCGACGACGACGAAUGCUAAUCUCUAUUUGAGAACAUGAUAACUGCAUGUUCAAACUUGUUAAUGGUUCAAACUUCCAACGUUUCAAAUGUGGGGAUGCUAUAGUAGGGGAGGUAGCCCACUUGGAGCGGGGGGUCGGGUAAAGUGCAGACAGAGUAAAUACCCCAGCUGCAACGAAAUUAUCUAUCGAGUAAAAUAUUAUACCCGCAUUUUUACCCCGCGGGGCAUAAUACACAAGAGCAUGCACACCCA
Sorghum bicolor (sorghum) is the source of this 2963-nucleotide messenger RNA. RefSeq lists its product as uncharacterized. Lineage: Eukaryota; Viridiplantae; Streptophyta; Magnoliopsida; Poales; Poaceae. The record is from RefSeq and is a predicted model, not a curated record. The transcript is spliced from 13 exons. Gene Ontology annotation, cellular component: plasma membrane. Gene Ontology annotation, molecular function: transmembrane transporter activity. The coding region runs from base 163 to 2751 and encodes 862 amino acids.